Cuscuta campestris is the source of this 1797-nucleotide messenger RNA. The record is from the annotation of a GenBank genome assembly. Lineage: Eukaryota; Viridiplantae; Streptophyta; Magnoliopsida; Solanales; Convolvulaceae.
AGUAGCAUCCUCCUCUGUAUAAAUCCUUGUACAAUGAUUUUGGAAUAAUAUGAGAAAAUACAUCUCCUAUAUGGUAUCAGAGCUUGUUCUUUAAAACAGAUUUUUUUCUUUAUCACUAAAAGGGCUCCCCUGUGUUUCUUUCCGGUUGCAAACCGAUGACUUCUGCAGAUUCUGCUCCCUCCUUCAUCCGUAUAUCUGCUGCUAAACAUUUCCCAAUCAAGCUCACGAAGACAAACUAUCUCGUUUGGCGUCAUCAGGAUGCCAUACUUCUCAGCGCUCUCCUUGGCAGUUGCACAGAUGCUGUCCAGCCUGUGAUAUCUCUAGCGGAAACAUCAGCCAAUGUCUGGUCUCGGCUGGCCGCGAGUCUCACCAAUAUGUCCCGUGGGCAUAUUAUUUCUCUCAAGUCCCAGUUGGCGAAGAAUCCCCGCCGGAACCGCACCAUUGAAGCCUUUAUUGCAGAUAUGACGACGAUUGCGUCCAACCUUGCUUUAGCUGGUAGCCUUGUCACUGAUGAAGAUCUUGCAGUUCAUAUUAUGUCUCAACUUGGCGAUGAAUACUCUUCGGUCUAUCAGUCAUUGAGGGGGCGGAAUGAUGAUAUUUCCCUUGAUGAGCUCUCCACGAUUUUGAAGGAUUGUGAACGUGAGAUUCAUGAUCACUCUGCUGCCUUGUUUGACCUAGUUCCUGCAGCCAAUCAUGCCCAACGUAUGCGUGGCAGUGAUCAUCGUGGUUGUACUUUCGGCCGUGGCGGUCAAUCUGGUGCCUCUCGCAGCGGCAUGCGUGGACGUGGUUCUUCUAAUCCUACACGUGGUGGCCGAUACUGUCAAUUUUGUGACUAUCCAGGUCAUGAUACGAAGUUUUGUCAUAAACUUCAACGUUUCUUGAAGGAGCAUAAUGUUUCCAUUGGCUCUGCACCGCUCGCUACUCCAACGGCUCACAUGACUGUCUCACCCGGAGGUUGCGACGAGAGUGAAUCUCCGUGGAUUAUUGAUAGUGGUGCUUCACAUCAUGUUGUCGGUGAUCCUUCCUCGCUCACCACUCUCAUGGAUUAUGGCGGCCCAGAUGAAGGUUGGGAAGACAUCUCGAUGGACUUUAUUAUAGGGUUGCCGCCUUCUCGGGGAUUCACUGUCAUCAUGGUCAUCAUGGACCGAUUGAGUAAAAUGGUACAUUUGGGGACUUUGCUGAUAGGUUUUGAUGCCCACCAAACAACUCACCUCUUCAUCGACAUAGUGGUCAAGUUACAUGGUUUUCACAAAACCAUUUUGUCUGACCGUGAUCAGAUCUUCUUGAGCAACUUUUGGCAGGAAACCUUAAAGGCCAGCGGCACCACCUUGAAGUUGAACAUGGCUUUAUAUCCCCAAACUGAUGGCCAAACAGAGGUGAUGAACCGUGCGGUUGAACAAAACCUACGAGCAUUUUUGCAGGGAACACCAACGUGGUGGACUCUUUUAUUGCCAUGGGAUGAAUACGCCCUCAAUACUAAUGUGCAUGCAGGUCUCGACAUGACACCCUUCGAAGCAGUCUUUGGAUGACCUCCUCUGACAUUUCUACCCUACAAAGUUGAGGGGAGUAAGAUACUAGAAGUUGAUGCUUUAUUACGAGAGCGCGAUGCCUUACUUCGGCACUUGAAAGAACACCUACGGAAGGCGCAACAAUGCAUGAGACUGACUUCCAAUCAUCACCGCCGACAGAUGGAGUUUGAUAUAUGGGACUUGGUUUUGCUGAAAUUGCAGCCGUACCAGCAACAUUUGGUGGCACGUCGACGAUUGCAGAAAUUGGCCAGACGAUACUACGUUCCAU